Molecule: messenger RNA, 975 nt
Organism: Parascedosporium putredinis
Lineage: Eukaryota; Fungi; Ascomycota; Sordariomycetes; Microascales; Microascaceae
Source: the annotation of a GenBank genome assembly
AUGAGAGUCAUCAUUCGAGAUGAGAGCCUAGACGCUAGCGAGUACGUCGCAGGCUAUAUUGUCGAACGCGUCAAGGAAUUUGAUCCUAGCCCGGAUCGACCUUUUGUCCUCGGCCUGCCAACGGGCUCUAGUCCCCUAGGUGUCUAUAAAGCUCUAGUGAGAAAGUACAAGGCCGGGCAGGAUGAAUACGUCGGCCUCCCACGCGAUCACCCAGAGAGCUACCACACGUUCAUGUGGACCAACCUCUUUUCACAUAUUGAUAUCUACCCUCAAAACGUGCACAUCCUCAACGGGAACGCCGAGUCUCUAGCCAUCGAGUGCGCCCGUUUCGAGUCUCUCAUACGCGAGCGCGGCGGCAUCGACCUUUUUCUCGCCGGUGUAGGCGAAGAUGGACACAUCGCAUUUAAUGAGCCCGCGUCAAGUUUAUCUUCGCGCACCCGCGUGAAGACUCUCACGCAAGAUACUAUCCGGGCCAACGCGCGCUUCUUUGGCGGCGACGUUGCCAAGGUGCCGAGGCUGGCUCUGACCGUUGGGGUGGGAACCGUCCUCGAGGCUACAGAGGUCGUGGCCGUGAUCUUUGGUCGUAAAAGUCAAUCGCACUGCAAAGACGCCACGAUGGAGCUACAGGUUAAGACUGUCAAAUACUUCAAGAGCAUCGAAUCGAGGGCGUCUGUCCCCUCGCCUCUGAACCCCCAUCCACCUAAACUCCCUGGAGAAGAUAUCUCCGUCCGUACGGGAAUACUCGAACCCAUGGACCUUCCAGUCAUUGUCCAUCCGUCUCCGUUAGGUUCACCUUCGGUAACAUUAGAGGCAGCCGCAGAGGAUGCUAAGAUCUCUACACCAUUCCUCCGUCGGUCAGCCUCCCCGGAUAUGGAGCUGAUACCCGACCGCAUGGCCUCAAGAAUCCCCGGUGGCCAAUUCUCCGGUCGGCUUUCUCCCCGCCUUAGCAUCUCACCGAAACCGGUAGCAACUUAG